CUCAGCAUGGGUGUCUGAGGAAUUUACGCCAUGAGUCUCAAAUGCUCUUUUCUAGAAAUAACAAAUGUUUCUCUCUUUUCCUUUCAGUCAGUCACACAUGAAUUCUCUCUUUCUUGAAGACUAAAAGAGGCUCAAUAAGGAGAGAUCACUUAGAAUAAUUAAUUUAUUGAGAUAGAUAAAGAUUGAGAAGAUGAUUGGACUAGAGUAAUGAUGACAGUAUUGAAAUUUACAGCGUUGGAAAGUAGUAGUGAUGAAGAGAACACAAAAGCAGCCAGGAACCAGGCAGAUGACUGAUUACAGAUCUUCCUUAAUGAACUUAUGCAUAAGCUUCAUAAUAAAAGCUGAUGACACUUCCUUUCAUGCCCUCAGUGAAUGCAGUUCAGGACGACUUCAAUAAAAUCUGACGCCAGCAUUUUCACCUGUUGUCUGAGGCUGAUCUCUAACAGGACACACUGCAGUCUGUUCAGAGCAGCUCACACAAGCUUGUUUUUGAGGGAAAAAAAGAUUGAAAAUUUGAAAGCUGCUGACUGGUUCAACAGAGGCUAAACAGUGAGCAGAUAUGAAAGCUGUAGCUGGUCUGUUGCUGAUGUUCGGAGUCUGUCAUGGUGUGGAAACUUACUGUGAUGGCAGACAGGAUGGAGCUCAGUGUUAUGGAGCUUUGGGAGGAACAGUGGACAUCCAACUGAUGGACAGCACCUCAGAAAUACCAAGAAUCCAACUGUUAAAGAAUUCAUUAGUAAUACUAUUUGUCAGAAAUAAUAAGGUUAUUUCUAAUACCAUAAAACACAGAUCUCUCCUUUUUCCCAGUAACGGAACAUUUAAGAUCAAUAACCUGAGCAGGAAUGACAGCGGUAAUUAUAGCUUUAUAACAUUUAAUUCAGAUGGAAAAGCAUCAGACGAGCAGACUCUACAUUUGUUUGUUCAAGCUCCUGUGUCCUCUGCCCUGCUGGUCUCUGAGUGUCUGUCCCAGGGAGAGAUGAGGGUGUCCUGCUCCUCUGAGGGAGGGGACAGUCCUCAGUACAGCUGGACUCUGGAUGGACGCACACUGACAGAUGCUGAGCUCCUUUCUGUAAAUAAUGAGAGUAACAUCAUCACUCUGAGACAGCACGUCUCAGGACGUCUGGUCUGCUCAGUCAGGAACAGCGUCAGUAGUGUCUCCAAAGAGGAGAGAAUAUCUACCUGUGGCUUCAUUUUAAUUAACUGCACCUCAAUUAAUGGGACACAGAUAUCAGGGUGGGUGUAUGAAGCCAAUAACACUCUGUGUAAUGAACCCACAACUGAACCAAUGACCACACAAACUGCUGUGGGUAAGAGGAAUGGCAUAGUGUCAGUUAAACCCUCCACUAAUAUUAGACCCGUCAAUCAAAAUGAUAUCAGUGCUGACCCAUGGUACAUUAGACAUUUGCCACUGAUCGGUGGUGUUCUCUCAGCACUGGUAUUUUUCAUAGUUGUGGGUGUAGCAGUCAUCUGUGCUCAGCGGAAAAAGCAAAACAACAAACCUACAAAACAAAAAGAAGAUGACCAGGAAGUAACCUACGCUGAUGUCAGGGUCAUGAAGCAACAGGGGAAGAGGGUGGAGCAAACAGCACAGGCGGAGGCAGAGGUGGAGUACGGCCAAGUCAAGUUUUCAAAGCGACCUCGGCACACUGAACUAAGAGGAGAUGACUGUAUGUACGCCAAGGUCCAUAAAGUCAGGUGAUAUAAGUGGUCAGUGCUUUUACACAGACUGCAUCACUGAAGGUCAACAGAGGGAGGAGGUGAUGUCGUGAUCCUAGAGGUCAUUUAAUUUCUGUCUUUGUAUCCUGUUGAAUCACUAACAGAACAAAGGUUAUUAUCCAAGUCACCACAGCUUCAUCUUCAUGUUCAUCUCAAGAAACAGCUUACAGUAAUAGAUUUAAGCAACAUCAAAGUGCUUGUUAUAGACAUAUUACUAACAAUACUGAUAAUUUUCUGGAUUUGUUUUUGUUGGUCCCUGGUUUUUGAGGUUUUUUGGGGGAUGUUUAAGUUUUCUCUAGUUUGGGAUUAUUGAUUAUCUUUGUGUUUGUUUUGUGCUUCUGUUCCAAAAGUCUUGAUGUUAAUUCUGGGUUUAGAGAUGAUAUUUCCUUUGAGCUCCUUAGCUUUCUGUUUAUCGGGUUGUGUUUAUGUUCCUGUUAUCUGUGUUAUCUUUUGUAUUUCCAUUCUGUUUCUUCAGUCUUGUCUUUGUGUUUAUCUCCUGUCUUUCUGUCAAAGUUGCAUCUUGUGAGUCUGCGAUCUAUUACUUCCUGUUUUACUUUGGUGGUCUUUAGCCUCUUGUGCUUCGUGUGUAGUUCCACUUCCUGUGUCCCAUAACCUGUAAUGUGUGUAUAUCUUGUCUCAGUCCUUGCUGAGUCCUUGUUUCUUUGUAAGGAACCUUUUGUUGGUAUAUUUGCUCCUGGUUUAUAUUAUCUUGUAUGGUUUUAGCAAUAAAGCCACUUUUCAGUUUUAA
Oreochromis niloticus (Nile tilapia) is the source of this 2464-nucleotide messenger RNA. Its product is annotated as hepatocyte cell adhesion molecule. The transcript is spliced from 6 exons. Gene Ontology annotation, cellular component: membrane. The record is from RefSeq and is a predicted model, not a curated record. Lineage: Eukaryota; Metazoa; Chordata; Actinopteri; Cichliformes; Cichlidae. The coding region runs from base 560 to 1699 and encodes 379 amino acids.